Homalodisca vitripennis (glassy-winged sharpshooter) is the source of this 852-nucleotide messenger RNA. RefSeq names its product farnesol dehydrogenase-like. The coding region runs from base 32 to 784 and encodes 250 amino acids. The transcript is spliced from 6 exons. Lineage: Eukaryota; Metazoa; Arthropoda; Insecta; Hemiptera; Cicadellidae. The record is from RefSeq and is a predicted model, not a curated record.
GAUAACGCCAGUGGGAGAGAGCCAGUGAGAGAUGGAUAAGUGGAGAGGUAAGGUAGCGCUAGUGACGGGGGCUGCUGCUGGGAUAGGGGCUGCCAUAGCCACCCGACUGGUGGAGCAGGGGAUGAUUGUGGUGGGGUUGGAUGUACAAGAGGACCGGCUUAAGGCAAAUGCAGAGGAUUUAUCCAAACGCAACGCUCCUGGAAAACUGCAUCCCUUCAAAGCUAACCUCAGGAAGGAGGAAGAGAUCUUGGCAGCCUUUGACUGGAUAGAGAAGAAUCUGGGAGGUGCUGACGUCCUGGUGAACAACGCCGGACUUCCUGGACUCCUGACCAAGAGCUAUGUUCUAGAUGGAACUACAGAAAACUGGAGGGAACUGUUUGACGUGAACGUGAUUGCUGUUGGUAUCUGCACCAGAGAGUAUCUGCAGUCGAUGAAGAGGCGCAACAAUCAGCAGGGUCACAUCAUCAUUAUUAACAGUGUUGCAGCGCACGCAGUUCACUACUCCUGGGGUGCCAUGUACUAUGCUUCCAAACACGGGGUGAAGGCGUUCGCGAUGAUUCUGAGGAGAGAACUUGCGGAGAGUGGCAGCACCAUCAAAGUCACGAGUAUCGGCCCAGGCAGAACUAGGACCGAGAUCGGUGGAAAUCUUCUGAUAGCCAGCGAGAACGCCAUGGAACCCACAGACGUAGCCAAGACAGUUGUGGAUGCCCUUUCCGCGUCUCCUGUUUCUCAAAUUUGUGAAAUUGUCAUGACUCCAGUCCCUACAAAAUCUUCUAUUUACUGAAGUUCUCCUUAAAACCAAAUUAUAUUGUUAGCAUAAUUAAUUAAAUGUGAAAGUGAUAUAAUUUAUAA